Molecule: messenger RNA, 954 nt
Organism: Meyerozyma guilliermondii ATCC 6260
Lineage: Eukaryota; Fungi; Ascomycota; Pichiomycetes; Serinales; Debaryomycetaceae
Product: snoRNA-binding rRNA-processing protein
Exons: 1
Coding region: 1-954 (317 amino acids)
Biological process (GO): maturation of SSU-rRNA from tricistronic rRNA transcript (SSU-rRNA, 5.8S rRNA, LSU-rRNA)
Cellular component (GO): Pwp2p-containing subcomplex of 90S preribosome; small-subunit processome
Molecular function (GO): snoRNA binding; protein binding
Source: RefSeq, a predicted model, not a curated record
AUGGCUGAAAAAAUCCGGUACUAUCUCGAGCAGAGUGUUCCCGAGCUCGAGGACUUGCAAAGAAAGAAACUCUUUGCCAAGAAUGAGAUCACCAUGAUCAUGAGACGCAGAACUGACUUCGAACACCGAAUUCAGGGCCGAGGCACCAAGCCCAGAGACUUCUUAAAGUACGCUGAAUUCGAAACCAACUUGGAAAAGUUGCGGAAAAAGAGAUUUUCUCGACUCAGCAAGUCAGGAUCUAUAGACACAAAGCCCAGUAUUUCGGACUGGGCCGGAAUUCGUAGGGUUCUUUUCAUCUAUGAACGAGCUACUAGAAAGUUUCCUAGAGACAUGGACGUUUGGAGUCGCUAUCUAAAAAGCGCCAAGCUGAACGGAGCAAUCAAGGUGGUUUACAAGGUGUAUUCUCGUCUUCUACAAUUGCAGCCUCGUAAUGUUGAUGCGUGGUUGUCUGCUGCCAAAUACGAAUUCGAAACCAAUGCCAAUGCUAAAGGUGCCCGGAGUUUAUUUCAAAGAGGUCUUCGUUUGAACCCAGAUGCAUUCGAGUUGUGGUACCUGUACACCCAGUUUGAGCUCACAUAUAUAUCACGGUUGUUGGCAAGACGGAAGGUGUUGGGGUUGAUCACCGAGAAGCUGCAAAAGGAAGAAAUGGACAAGGAAGAAACUAAGUUAAAGCAAGCUUUGAACGCUGACGAGGACGGAGACGAUGUUAUCCAGCUCCCAGAAGCAGAUAUGAAGGAGCUGCUCAACCUGCUUCCGGAAGCAGAUAUCAAUAUGUUGGGAAACCCAGAAACCAACCCAGCACUCAGAGGAGAUGUAGCAUUGACGGUGUUUGAUUUGGCCGUUGAAUCCCAACGUGGAGAACACUUGAGUGAGGACAAGAGAAGAGAAAAGACCAUGUUUGCAGUUGAGAAAAUAUUUGCAACUUUUCGACCAAUUCUCCGACCUCAAUCGUGA